CGAGAGCGAGUACAAAAGUAGCUAAUUAAUUAAGAAGCAGGGAAUUGAAGGGAGAAGUAUACGUUUAAAAAAGAUCAAUAUGAUGGGGUUCUCAAAUAAUAAUCAAAGGUGGUUUGGGCAUUUGUACAAUAAUAUUAUAAUUGCGGUGAUGGUUGUCAUCUUGAAAUGGAAUAAUAAUAAUGGGGCAGAAGGGGCAGCGGCACAGGCAUCUGCGCUGUUUGUGUUCGGGGAUUCAACGGUGGAUGAUGGCAACGCUAACUUCCUCAACUCCAGAGCUAAAUCCAAUUACUAUCCCUAUGGGGUGGACUUCUCCGGAGGAGCAACUGGCAGAUCUACAAACGGCAAAACCUUUGCCGAUCUCCUUGGAGAAUGGUUGGGUCUGCCUCCGCCUCCUCCCUUUGCGGACCCCAACACAAAUGGGACUAGAAUACUGGGUGGUGUGAAUUACGCUUCCCCCGGUGCCGGCAUCCUCGACGAAACUGCCCGACAUUAUAUGGACAGGUACACAUUGAGCCAACAAGUGGUGAAUUUCGAAAGCACUUUGAGCCAGUUAAGGACGAUGAUGAGUCCGGCCAAUGUAAGUAGCUACCUAUCAAAAGCAAUUGCGGUGGUUGUUAUUGGGAGCAACGACUACGUAAACAACUAUCUCAUGCCUUCUAUCUACCUUACUAGCUUCAACUACAAUACCUCCCAAUUCGCCACCCUUCUCCUCAACCACUAUACCAGACAACUUGUGGCAUUAUAUAGUGUUGGGUUGAGGAAGUUCUAUAUAGCAGGGAUUGGGCCGAUUGGUUGUACUCCAAACCAGCUAGCCACAGGCCAGGCCCAAACAGGGAGAUGCGUUGACUCAGUUAACCAGAUGCUUGGGAGCUUCAAUGAUGGUUUGAGAAGUCUAGUGGAGACGCUUAACAAUGGUGGACAUCCUGGCGCUAUUUUUGUAUAUGGGAACACCUAUGCUAUAAUGGGCGAUAUAUUGAACAAUCGUGCCAAAUAUGGGUUUUCUAUAUGGGAUAGACCAUGUUGUGGGAUAGGAACAAACAUGGGGCAAAUGACGUGUAUCCCAUUCUAUCCUCCUUGUGGAAAUAGGACUCAAUACAUCUUUUGGGAUGCGUUCCAUAUGACGCAAAAUGUGAACGCCGUGCUUGCUCAGAGAGCCUACUCUGGACCACCGACUGAUAAUUAUCCUAUCAAUGUUCAGCAGCUAGCCACCAUUAACAUUUGAUAGUUGAUAUAUUAUUUUCAACCUGAUAAUUUCAACUUCUCAUCUAUCAAUUCACUCUUGAGAUUUUAUUUUACAUUCAAUUCCUCAAGAAAUGGCUCUAAAAAGCUAUGUAAAAAGUUUAUGGAAUGAUGCAAUGUAAAGCUAUGAAAUGUGUGAGGAAUGGUUGUGAAAAAUAGACCCAAAAGACACCUAUUUAUACCCAAAAAUGAUGUGUAACGAAUGGGAGUUGAUUUGGGUUUAAAGGCAUGAUUUGUGGAAAUCAAAUAGAAGUGGAUCU
Messenger RNA from Cuscuta campestris, 1499 nucleotides. NCBI's taxonomy places the organism in Eukaryota, Viridiplantae, Streptophyta, Magnoliopsida, Solanales, Convolvulaceae. The record is from the annotation of a GenBank genome assembly.